AUGCAAUACGAACGCACGCGCGAAUCUCGGUUCCCCCAGGAACUGAUAGAGGAGCUUCAAGAAGCUCAAGCAGAUGCUGUUGAAGAAACUGUGCAUUCACAGGACAACGAGCCUCAUGUUUUCGUUCUCGUCCACGAGAAGCAGAGGCAGCGUGAUGAAUCAGAAUUCAUAAUCGAAGGCGUCUUCUCCAUACUUUCCUCGGCCAAUGAUCAGACGAUGAAUAUAUUCAAGACACAAUAUCCUGACUAUCCCCGGUCCUGUUUCUAUGCGCAGGGUACUUGGCAGUUGAUUGGAGAGAACUCGGUCGGCUGGUACGUCUCUAGGAAUGGAACAUUGUCAUUGGAGAUCCAUGAUCAUCGGGGGAAUACUCAUCGAAUUUAUGCCGAGAAGCAUUACAUUGAGUGA
This is a messenger RNA of Penicillium daleae, 405 nucleotides long. RefSeq lists its product as uncharacterized. The transcript has a single exon. The record is from RefSeq and is a predicted model, not a curated record. The coding region runs from base 1 to 405 and encodes 134 amino acids. Lineage: Eukaryota; Fungi; Ascomycota; Eurotiomycetes; Eurotiales; Aspergillaceae.